Messenger RNA from Cricetulus griseus (Chinese hamster), 11208 nucleotides. NCBI's taxonomy places the organism in Eukaryota, Metazoa, Chordata, Mammalia, Rodentia, Cricetidae. The record is from RefSeq and is a predicted model, not a curated record.
GCUGGGAUUAAAGGCAUGCGCCACCAACGCCUGUCCCAGCCUAGGAUUUUUAAAUCUCUGUCUGAUUAUUUUCGAAACUUUGUAGAUUCUUGCCUCCAGAAAAUCCCUCAAGAUCGCCCUACAUCAGAGGAACUUUUAAAGCACAUGUUUGUUCUUCGAGAGCGCCCGGAAACAGUGUUAAUAGAUCUUAUUCAAAGGACAAAGGAUGCAGUAAGAGAACUGGACAAUCUGCAGUAUCGAAAGAUGAAGAAACUCCUUUUCCAGGAGGCACAUAAUGGACCAGCAGUGGAAGCACAGGAAGAAGAGGAGGAGCAAGAUCAUGGUGUUGGCCGGACAGGAACAGUGAAUAGUGUUGGAAGUAAUCAGUCCAUUCCCAGUAUGUCUAUCAGUGCAAGCAGCCAAAGCAGCAGUGUUAACAGUCUUCCAGAUGCCUCGGAUGACAAGAGUGAGCUAGACAUGAUGGAGGGAGACCAUACAGUGAUGUCUAACAGUUCUGUUAUCCACUUAAAACCUGAGGAGGAAAAUUACAGAGAAGAAGGAGAUCCUAGAACAAGAGCAUCAGAUCCGCAGUCUCCCCCUCAAGUGUCUCGUCACAAAUCACAUUAUCGUAAUAGAGAACACUUUGCAACUAUACGAACAGCAUCACUGGUUACGAGACAGAUGCAAGAGCAUGAGCAGGACUCUGAACUUAGAGAACAGAUGUCUGGUUACAAGAGGAUGAGGCGGCAGCAUCAAAAGCAGCUGAUGACUCUAGAAAAUAAAUUAAAGGCAGAGAUGGAUGAACACCGUCUCAGAUUAGACAAAGAUCUUGAAACUCAGCGUAACAAUUUUGCUGCAGAAAUGGAGAAACUUAUCAAGAAACACCAAGCUGCUAUGGAAAAAGAGGCAAAAGUGAUGGCCAAUGAGGAGAAAAAAUUCCAGCAACACAUUCAGGCUCAACAGAAGAAAGAGCUGAAUAGCUUUUUGGAGUCCCAAAAAAGAGAAUAUAAACUUCGAAAAGAGCAGCUUAAGGAGGAGCUGAAUGAAAAUCAGAGCACACCUAAAAAAGAAAAGCAGGAAUGGCUUUCAAAGCAGAAGGAGAAUAUACAACAUUUCCAGGCAGAAGAAGAAGCUAACCUUCUUCGACGUCAAAGGCAGUAUCUAGAGCUAGAAUGUCGUCGCUUCAAGAGAAGAAUGUUACUUGGGCGACAUAACUUGGAACAGGACCUUGUCAGGGAGGAGUUAAACAAAAGGCAAACUCAGAAGGACUUGGAACAUGCUAUGCUACUACGACAGCAUGAAUCCAUGCAAGAACUGGAGUUUCGCCACCUCAAUACUAUUCAGAAGAUGCGUUGUGAGUUGAUCAGACUGCAGCAUCAAACUGAGCUCACUAACCAGCUAGAAUACAAUAAGCGAAGGGAACGGGAACUAAGGCGAAAACAUGUUAUGGAAGUUCGACAACAACCUAAGAGUUUGAAGUCUAAAGAACUCCAGAUAAAAAAGCAAUUUCAGGACACAUGCAAAAUUCAAACCAGACAGUACAAAGCAUUAAGAAACCACCUACUGGAGACUACACCAAAGAGUGAGCACAAAGCUGUUCUGAAAAGACUCAAGGAGGAACAGACUCGGAAGUUAGCCAUCUUGGCUGAGCAGUAUGAUCAUAGCAUUAAUGAAAUGCUUUCCACACAAGCUCUGCGUUUGGAUGAAGCACAGGAAGCAGAAUGCCAGGUUUUGAAGAUGCAGCUGCAGCAGGAACUGGAGCUAUUGAAUGCAUAUCAGAGCAAAAUCAAGAUGCAGGCUGAGGCCCAACAUGAUCGAGAGCUUCGAGAGCUGGAACAGAGGGUCUCCCUUCGCAGGGCACUCUUAGAACAAAAGAUUGAAGAAGAGAUGUUGGCUUUGCAGAAUGAACGCACAGAAAGAAUACGUAGCCUGCUCGAGCGUCAAGCCAGAGAAAUUGAAGCUUUUGACUCUGAAAGCAUGAGACUAGGUUUUAGUAACAUGGUUCUUUCUAACCUCUCCCCUGAGGCAUUCAGCCACAGCUACCCAGGAGCUUCUAGUUGGUCUCACAAUCCUACUGGGGGUCCAGGACCUCAGUGGGGUCAUCCCAUGGGUGGCACACCACAAGGUUGGGGCCAUCCAAUGCAAGGUGGACCCCAGCCAUGGGGUCAUCCCUCAGGGCCAAUGCAAGGGGUCCCUCGAGGUAGCAGUAUGGGAGUCCGCAAUAGCCCCCAGGCUCUGAGGCGGACAGCUUCUGGGGGACGGACGGAACAGGGCAUGAGCAGAAGCACGAGUGUCACUUCACAAAUAUCCAAUGGGUCACACAUGUCUUACACAUAGUAAUUGAAAGUGGCAAUUCUGCUGGAGCUGUCUGCCAAAAGAAACUGCCUACAGACAUCAUCACAGCAGCCUCCUCACUUGGGUACUACCGUGUGGAAGCUGAGUGCAUAUGGUAUAUUUUAUUCGUUUUUGUAAAGCGUUAUGUUUUGUGUUUACUAAUUGGGAUGUCAUAGUAUUUGGCUGCCGGGUUUUUGUGGUUGGCUUUUUGUUCUUUUGUUUUUGACUUUUGGAAAAUUUUAAAAGUGGGAAUAGAUAAAUAAUUUCAUAUGUGUGGCAAAAAGAAAUUGGCUUAAUAGAAGGAGUUUUAUCUGAACAAUGUAAAAAUAAAAUGAACCAAACUGGCCUGAAUCAUCACUUUAGGAUGUCCAUAGCCUCAAAGGGUUAUUGGAAGAUAUAAUGCCUUCUUCCAUAUUCCAAAUUCUUCGAGUCACUGACAGCAGGCAGCAUCUAUACUGAAACACCUUCUUACUGAAACAUACCUCCACUCCUUACCAGUGUAUAUCCUUUCUUUGUGAAAUUGGUCUGACUUCUCAACCUCAUUUGGACUAAAAAGCAGAAAACCAUGAACAUUAAAAGAUUGUAUUUACCUUUUCAGGUGGUAGAAAAUCAUUUAGUUCUUUGCUAAGUGCUUCAGAAGUUUGUUGCUGAUUUUGUAGGUUGUGUCGUUGUAAGAUGAAGAUCAUAAGCUGUGUGGGGUUUGCACUAACAAACGUGUGAGCUAUCAGAGGGAAAAUCCAGUGGGCUAGUGGGCCCUGAAGGUUCCUGUGAUAGAUACAUUUUCAGCAUGGAACGAGGAGAUAAAGCUUAUAUAUCCUGACAUUUUGUUUCUUGUGCAAUGAUAUCUCAUGCUACCCAAACUGUAAGACCCCAGACAGUACAUUUGCUUUGUUUUUACAAAAACAAAGACACUUAGCCAGCACGAAGCAAAUGCCGGAGGUAUUUGAAUGAUGCCAUAUUUGUGAACUGCCAUCUAUUAGAAUACUCAUCACACUACACAGACAUAAUUUUAUUAUCUCCCUUUUUGGCUUAUGGGAUUUCCUGUUUACAAGUAGCAAUAGUCAAUUCUUUAAAUACUUAGUUGCCACCAGGAGUCACUAAAUCAGUGACUAUCAGCUGCUGACUAAUCUUCACACUGUAGAUGUUGCUUCAUCUCUGUGUUUAGUCGUGUUUUUGUUGCUGCAGUACCUUACAGACUUUUAGUUCACUGAUACUUAGUGACCAUCUUAGUCCAUGUUAUAUCACAUAAUAGCAAGUCCCCUUUCAGCAGUCUCUAGCUUAGUGCUAAAAUACUACUGAGAAACAAACUUAAGUUAGUUUGGUGAGUGAAAGAAAACAGCAGAAAUUAAAAAUAAGUUAUAUAGUGGUCAGGGAACACUAACUGGGGAGUGUGUUCUGUCUUUUUUCAAUGAAGGAUCAAUCCAGUGUUGUACGUCAGUGCUAGUUAGAAUCCUCUGGUUGCUUGUGUAGAGCUUGAGUUGGAGGUAGGUAAGAGGUAAUGCCAUUUUUAGUGACAGACGAGGGUUUCUUAAAAGUUACUAUCCUGCUCCCUUUUCAGUUGUCUUGAAGAGCGCUUGCUGCUGACUCUGGUUCCUGUUUUUCAUGUAAUUAGAUGGCAAGAACACACUUAAUCAUACUUAAACCAAACUAGUGACCGAAUUGUCAUCUGCUACUAUUGAAGUUCUUCGUUUUCUUAACCACAUCUUAAGACUUGUCCAGGUAUGUCAUUCCAAUCUCCAUGACUUACCUCCUUAAGGAAUUUCUAACUUUGGUUUGAGAGUUUCUGACACUAAUUAACAGAAAAAUUAGAUCAGGGUAUGGUAGCACAUGCUUAUAAUCCCAGCACCUGGGAGGUAGCAGUCUGGGGUUCAAGGCUGCCUUCAGCAGUCUCACAAAGGGAAGAAAGAUGCUAUAAUAUAGAUCCUUUGAAAACCAAUAGAAGGUUGAUGGCAGAGUUCACACACAUUUUUAAACAUGUUCAACAUCAGUUUUUAGGUAAACAUACUUACAGCUAAUAAAAAGGACUUUUCUUUUAGUUUUCUGUCUUUUUUUGUAUUCAAAAUACUAUUCAAGAGUUUCAAACAAAUUGAGAGUUCUAUAUAUUUGGAGAAAUUAAGGGAAAGCUUUAGAUUUAAUAGGCUGUUCACAACUAUAAAAGACCAUCUUUUGCAGUGUGGCCAUGCUGGUGGCACACACCUUUAAUCCCAGGAGGCAGAGGCAGAGGCAGAGCCUGGUUUACAGAGAGCUAGUUCCAGGAGAGCUAAGACUGUUAGACAGAGAAACCCUGUCUUGAAAAAACAAAAAAUAAAAAGACCAUCUUUUACAAGAUGGUCUUAUAAAACCAUUAAAAACCAUUCUUCAUGAAUCUGGCCCCUAUCUGCUACUGGAGGGUCAGAAUGGGAAAGCAGGUCAGAUGUGAAUUUUAAAAAUUCAGACUCCAAACUACUACCAGAGAUACAUUUUAUAGUACAGCUGUGAGUUUCACUUGGUCAGAUUGAGUUGCCAAGUCCACUUUGGUCAUAAUGUGCUCAUAUUAGUGUGAUUUCCUACUGACUGUGUUGUCUCCAAUAGGGAUUUCUGCCUCAGCUAAUUGUGUGGCACCUAGCUUCCUCAUGUAGGCCAGGAUUACACCAUCAAUUUAGUUAAAAUCCAUGUGGUUUUCCAAAUGAUGAAAAUGAUGAGGGUUAUGUGUUUGUAAAGCUAUAACUUCUGAGGAAUCAUGUACAUGGCAGGGUUUUUGUCACAGUAAAAACUGGUAACAGGAAAAUUUGAAAGGGUUUGAAAUGCCCCGAAGACAGGGCAAGUAGUUUCUGGGAGAAAAAAAUGAAAAUGUCAACAUUUGGCCAAAUAAACAGCACCAAAAGUGAAAAAACGUGGAGAACAUGUGUAGCACACCAGAAGUUACUGAUCUAUAUAUGGUAUUCAGAGCCUGACAGAGAAAUGUUUCUUGUUCUCCUCUUUUGGGUCAGCAUUUUAAAAAUGCAAAGAAAGCCUCAUAUAUUGAGACAUUUUAUUCCUAAUUAAAUUCCCCACCUUUGCACAUAACUUUUAAACUUAACUCUAACCCUAAAUUGUGACAUCAGAGAGUGUUUGCACUGUGUAGCAAUGCUAGCUGAAAGCGUGUUUAUUUUUAUAGCGCUCCUGUCCUUUUACUCAUUUCCAUAACUAGACAUGAAUAGUCCUGAACGAGAAGUCACACCCACAGGAGACACACACUUAGUCUCAAGUCGAGGCCUAUCCAGUAAAGUGGAACUUCGUACAUAGUCAUGAUUUUUUGACUGCCUGGACAUCAAGUAAAUAACAUUCAAAACACUAAAGAAACUGUCCUGGAGAUUCCAUCCUGCUAACAACUUUUUGUGUACAUCUUUUUUUUUUUUUUUCCCCAGAUCUUAAGGCAGAAUUUAGUAAUUUUGUGCUUCUGUAAAUGUCUAGCAUUUUGAACAUAUAGAAUACAUUGUUUUGGACACUGGAAUAAUAUGAUUUAUUUUCACCUAUAAAAAUGACUUCAUUGUACUUGAACAUCUUUGCAUUUCUCCAUUUGUGCCAUUUAUAAGUGGAAAUAAAUUGUAUUAUACCAUGAUCUACUGGCUUUUUGAAACUGUUACAUAUGCACAUUUUUGGUAUAGCUAUUUUCAUUUUUAUGUGUAUAUUGUGUAAUAUAUAUAUAUAUAUAUAUAUGUCUAUUUGUGUGUAUAGAUGGAUGGAUAUAACUCAUUCUAUACAUGUCUGCCAGGGCUCGGUUUUGAGUUUUGUUAUUGUUUUUUACUUCUUUACCCUUUGUUAAGGCAAGGAUGUGUGUUUUUAAAGAGUACUCUGGGCUGAUAUUUAUGAGAAGGUGUUAGUAGAUGCAGUCUCUUUUCUUUUUAAUUCCUUAACGCUUGUAUGAGUGAGGAGAAAGUUAAGUAAAACGAAACCAUAAAUUACAGUAUAGUAAAAAUGUGAUAGGGAAGGAGCCAGUUGGUGUUUGAGUUUGUUUUACAAUGCAAUAAAACGUGAGCAGGAGAAAACUGAACUGUGCAAAGAACACUGGUGGUGAUUUUCUGCAAAGGUAAAAAGCCAAUGAGUCACAUUCUUAAUGGACUUUUUUGAUUUCUUAGUGUUGAUGCGAUGAUCCUCUCUUGUUCACUUUUACUUUCAACACUAAUAGUUGUGUAUUUUGCUGAGGAUCAAAACUGCCAAGAAAGAAAUUACUACUAAAACAUAUCUAAAGUUCUCCUAAACUGUAAAAUCAUAGGAGAUGGUCACUGGGAAAGAAGGCAUGAUACUGGUUUGAAGGGCUGUCUCCUUUUAACUUACUAUUCUUGCUUGCUAAUAGUAAGUUCUUUAUGCACCUUCCACCCCUUCUGAGCCACUACUACUCAAGCUGAGAUUUAGUCCAACACAACACCCCUUUCUUAGUUUUGCUUCUUUUCUUUUGAGACAGGGUCUUGGUAUGUAACCCUUUCUUGUCUGGUAAUUGAUGUUUACCCAAGGCUGGCCUCAAAUUCCUAGCACUCCUGUCCCAGCCUCCCAAGUAGUGGGAUUACAGUUGUGACCCACCAUGCUCAACCACAGCAACCCUUUCUUUUGGAAGUUUUAUAGUUCUGCAUUUGACUCAUAUUCAGAAUGUGAAGUGUCCUAAUGUGUAUUAAAGUCAGAAAGAUAAUAUAUUUAAGCUAUACUAAGCAUGAAUCUGCUAUAAUGAUGAAAAAUUCUCACUUCUUACUUAGAGCCUUCUCUAAGGAGCAAAGUCAAAAUUUGGGCCAUCAUCAUUGAGCUGCUUAUCAAAAUACAGGUCAUUAUUUAAGAUAAACACAUUCUGUUUUGUUUUGUCCCCGUUACAGAAGUCUCCCUUCCCUGGUUUAGCAUCGCCUUUUAAAAGGCACUCACCCUUAGUUAAGAACUGGAAAUUCCCACCCUCGGAUUCCUUAAAGGAUGAAGAGUGUGCUGUACACUCAGCAUACGUGCCUCUUGUAUGCAAGGACUACUGAUUGAAGUCUGUUUUGCUGUCUGGUUAUGUUGUCUGCACUUUUAUGAAAUCACUACAGUAGAUCUACGUUGGAAAUAUUAAUUUGUAAAGAAAUUUUUAUUAAACACUGUAGAAAAAGAAAGUGAACAUGAGAAUUCUUCCUUUUUGUGCAUUUAUAUUUUCUGCUGAAAUCUGGUAGCCCACUUUUAAAGUUGUAUUGACUUUUUUUUCCUGUUUAAUUAUAUUCAGAUUUCCCAAGUUUUAUUCAAACAAGUGCUGGCCUUCAGAUCAUAAAUAUAAGAAAUAUGCACCAUAUCUGCCUGUUACAGGCUUCUGAAACUUGCACCGCCCAUCCAUGCAAAAAUAAGUAUCUUAAAUAGAAACAGAACACAAACUGGGGAGCCAUGUACUAUGUCACCAUAUCUGUUAACUGUUUCCAGCGAUCCAAACUCUGUGUGUGAGAGUGUGUGAGAGAGAGAGACUGUGUGUGUGUGUGUGUGUGUGUGUGUGUGUGUGUGUGUGUGUGUGUGUGUGUGAUAAUGUAUUGGGGGUUUUGCUUUGCUUUGCUUUUAAAUAUACAAGGGGUUCUUAUUUAAACAGAGGAAAUGGUUAACCCUCUCCAGCUGAUGCCCAUUGGAUAUAAUACUUUUUACAUCUGUAGGUAGUUGGGAAUGUGGAGAGAAGGUAAAGACUUCUCAAUGAAUGAAAAAGGGUAUCUUGAUACUCAAGAAUCCCCCCCCAAAAAAAAAUAAGUACGGGUAAUUCAACCUGCACAGUUUCCUUUCACUUGUAGUUUAAUAAUUAUGAGUGAAAAAUCAUGUAAUUAUCUGUAAAUAUGUAGCUAACAAAUUGACCUAGUUUCUGUAUUUUUUUGUUUGUUUGUUUUGGUUUUGUACUAAAGUUUAUAGGUCUGUGCCAGCUAGAGAGGAGUUACUGUCAUUGCUAGUUGUGGUUCUAGCAUAUAACCCUGAAAUCAUCCUAGAUGACAUUUUUAGAAUUAAUGCUUAAAUGUUGUUAAACAGGGAGAAAUGGAGCUUAAUCAUUGGUCAGGUUUGAAAUCUUUUGAAACUAAGUAAUUUUAUUUAAUAUGAUGAUUACAUGUCUUCAGUCAUGAGUGAGGUGUAGGGAGUCUCCCACCCCCAGUGGCCAUGUUUACAGAGUGUUUUGUCUAUAAAGUGCAAGUGUGUUAAUGUUUAUGUAAAUUAUGCAGGUGAUAACUAUGGUUUGGGACUGUUUAUGGGCUCUUUUAACUGAAUUUUAAAAUGAAAUGAACUAUGUUUAUUGCUGGCACAUUGAUCCCAUUUCUGGAACAUUUUUCCUACUUCCAGAAUUCCGUAUGUUCCUUGACAUUACCCCCACUUAACCUCCCUUCCUCUGAUAUGCCUUGUAGCUAAGAUAUUAAAGACUGUUGAACUUAGAUGAGGGAAAUGCAUUUCUUAAAAAUCCAUGAACCCUCAAUUGUAUGCUUUCAGUAUUGUGUUAUAUGUUUCUAUGGCAACUUUGAAGUCAGUGGUUUAGAAAUGAGAUACCAAUGUUAAUGAAAAGUAUGUACUCUUUGCUUUUGCAUGGCUUGGCUUAGUAUCCAAGGUAUAUUAGAGCCACUUGAAAGCAUGAAGACCAGUUAUAUGGAAACAGGUUUCUCUCAGUGGCACAUUUUGCUUUUUCUUAGCCCACAAAUACAUUGCCUUGGCAUGAAAAUUAUUGUUAAUACAAAUUUCACAUGGUCAUCAAGCAAAUUCUGUAAUUUUGAAAGAUGCAACUGCCUAAUGUUUGCAGUUUGGUUGGUCUCUAUCUCCAGUAACAAUGUGGGUAUGGAGUCCUUCUUGCGCGUUUGGGGGUCAUAAACAGUUGGAUCAGCUUAUCAGGGCUUUGGCUGCCCCUGGGGUAUUGCCAUGCUGUUGUCUUUGCUUCCCAUUCAUUCCACAUGUGCGGUGUCCUUUCUUGCACGUCAUUCUCUCAAACCAUCACCCUUCCUAACAAUUUUAUUUUGUCUUUUAUUCACAUUAAAUGGGAAUUGUGCCUAUUUAGAUUGCCCCUCUACUUAAAUACACAUAUAACCCAAGCCAGAAACAAGGUGAAGAAACAUUUUAUUUUCCAAGUCCACUUGGCCAGUAAGUUACCUACAAACUUUUACCACAUUAGCUUGACACUUGAUAGAAGAGCCUAUUAGGAGUCACAGUGGUUCCAUAGAGUAAAAUCCAAGUGAAGAGGGAUGUGUGGGGUUUCCAUUAGGAAAUAAUUUUGUUCUUAGUUUAUCUUUUAUGAUUCUUUUCUGCUAGUUUAGAAUAGGUUCUCUCUCUCUUUUUUUUAAUUUUUUAGGGAAAUUUUUACAAAAAUAAUGAUCUGAUGUAAAUAACAUUUUAAAGUACAGUGCACAUAACUUCCCUAGGCUGUUCCAACCUAUUUGUAAAUGCUUUAGAGUUUUUAAAUUAACACUUGUGUUGCUAAAUCCUAUUUAUGUAAGUCUGAAAAGGUUUUUAACCCAUAUAAAACAUUUAAAUAGUGCAGGUUAUAAUGAGCAAGUUAGCUUUGAGAACCCCUCCUUUUAGUAUAUGAAAAAACCUAAUGCGCAUUAAUGAGGUUGGAGAGACUAUGAGAAAUAUGUAUAGUGUAUAUUUUAAACAGCUUUGCUUGUAUUGUGAAGAUUUAAGAACAAACUUGAGAUUUUUAAAGUUAACUAUUAACACAGUUUUAACAUAAGUUAUCCCACUGGGUUUAAAAGCAUCUUGAAUGUAUAACCCUUCUAUAACCCAGAUUGGUUUCUGCUUUUACCGAAUCAUCUAGACGUUAUUUAUAUGUUUAGUUUCAUGUACUCAUUUCUUUUUUGUUUUCCUCAAACAGCAUGGUUUUUUUUUUGCACAUGUAGAAAUUUUUAAAAGAAGGAAAUUGAUACAUGAUUUUUCUCUGGAUUUUCUUCACUUCAGUCUUUCUACUAACCUCUUAAGGCCAUGGCAUUCCAUUUGCUUUAUUUGUGCAAAUGCCAGGGUUGGCUUUUAUUUUUAUUUUUGCUAUUUACCUGGAAAAAAAAAAGACAAUGCUUCAGUCGAUUGCUUUUUUAUUUAAAUUUUUAAAAAAAGAAAGAAAAAAAAAAAGCUGUAACCUUAUCAUUUCUGAGUAGACCAUUGAGAGAGAAAUGCACACCUGUCAGCCCAGGACCAGCUUUGGUGGCUAAAGGGAAUAUUUUAACUAAGCAAAAUGUUCUGUACAAAACAUGUUAUUCACAGUCUGUUUCAGUUAUUCCCACAAGUCAGGUCCUGAUAAAUGAGGGUUAUCAGCUAACUGAUAUGUUAUCAUUGAGGUUCGUCAAUGAAUUUGUACAUUUCUAGUUCCCUUUGGUGAAGGGGAAAAUGAUGAUUUUGCAAGACCUAGAUUUUGGCUUGUUUUCUUGCCUUCUUUUUUGGCAGCCUUCAUCUUUUCCUAAAGCCCUUGAGCCUGUAGGGUUUUCAUAGUGGACAAAGGACUUAUGGUCGUUUUAAAACUGGCAUAGAUUGGGGGUGGGGGGACAAGAGAUUAUCAUACAGGAUCCUAACACUUUUAACAGUGGAUAAUUUUUAGUAAAACCAGUCCUUUCCAAUUUUAGACUAGACAGAUGCCCACAGUGGAGGCUUACCAAGGGUUGCAAUGAGGAAGAAGCCUCUCCCUCACUGUCAGCACCAGCUGGCAAAGGUGACUGCAGGUGUGCAUUUUCCUGUUGGUAGAAUGGUCCACAGCACUAACUGGUAAGGCUUAUUGUACAGUAUAUUGUCAGUAUUCUUCUGGUUCAGCAUACUUAUAGUUCGUAUAUAACCUGUAUUAAUUGUAUAGAUUGUGCAUUUAAAGCUGUUACCAAGUUGUCAGAACCUUAAGAACGAAAACAGGUCAUAUGUAAUAUUUUGUUUGUAAGUAUCCUUUGUAUCAUAGCAAAGGAAAUGUUUAAAAGAUCAACUGUAAUAAAAGUAAUUUUAGUA